AUGGGUUGUUACCUAGAUGAUCUUGGCAGAGAAGCUGAUGCGUUGCAAAAUGGAAAGCAGCCACAUUCCCGACUAUCCCCACAAGUGAGGUCCAGCGCCCCAAUGGAAGGGAUGUUAAAUCCGUUGUGGCCGGGACUUGAACCCAGGUGGCGGGUAUCUCAGCUGAGGAUCCUUUACCACCGAGCCACAAGCGCCGGUUGUAAACCUUUCUGGUUCCUAAGGUAUGCUCUUAGAUCUAGGACAAAAUUAGGAGGAACAAUCUGGAGUUUCUGA
Molecule: messenger RNA, 273 nt
Organism: Microthlaspi erraticum
Lineage: Eukaryota; Viridiplantae; Streptophyta; Magnoliopsida; Brassicales; Brassicaceae
Source: the annotation of a GenBank genome assembly